AUUGCGAGCGUGGUUUCUAGGAAAUUGUCUGUCUAAACUGUAAAUUGUGUGCUGCACCACAGCGUUUAUAUUUUGUUUUCGGGAACUAUAUAAACCAAAGAUUACCAAAGGUUCUUCUUGUUCCAUGUAUGGAAUGUGAAAAUUGUGUCUGCACCUGUAUAAAUUUUCCAUGUGUACAGGCAACCAAUAUCCAUAGCUGAACAUUGUGUUUAUUUGAAGUUGUUAAAGCUGAAACAGAGAUGUCUAGGAAUUAUGACAACUGGGGGAGGUUGGUAGGAGCUGUACUGCAGCGAGAGCGGGAUUGGGAAGUGGCCCGAGCCGAUUCAAGAAGCACAAGCUCCAGUUCCAUUUCCGUAUCAUUGGAUAUUGAAGAUCUAUCCCUGAGUUUGCUAAGAGAAGAACAAAAUGUUGAAUAUGGAAGAAGGAAUUCAAGUAACAGUUCUUUCAUAGCCUCCUCAAGUAUUAAAGAUCACCCCAUCUACCUAAAGCCGGCAAGAGAAUCAAAAUUCCGUACGGAAUUGCCGAGUGCAAAGAGGAUCUUGAAGUAUCUCAAGGAUAUUCAAAAGGAUCCUCCUGCCAAUAUCAGUGCUGGUCCUGUAGCCCGGGACUUGUUCCAUUGGCAAGCUACUAUCUUUGGUCCUCUUGACAGUCCAUAUGCUGGAGGAGUUUUCCUACUUACCAUCCAUUUUCCGCAGGAUUACCCUUGGAAGUCCCCUAAGAUUGCUUUUAGAACAAAAGUUUUCCACCCAAAUAUAAACAGUAAUGGGACCAUAUGCCCUGCAAUGCUUCGGGAUUACAGUCCUGCCCUAAACAUUUCCAAGGUGUUACUUAUUAUUUCUGCAUUGUUGGCGGAUCCAGUCAUUGAUGAUCCUUUGGUGCCUGAGAUUGCUCACAUUUACAUGAUGGACAAGAAGAAGUAUGAAGCCAUUGCAAGGAGUUGGACUCAGAAGUAUGCCAUGGGCUAGUAUUAGUGUUGGGAUUUGGACUCUUUGGUGGAAAAAAUUAGUACAAAUAGUGUUCACUUCAAUCAGUACACUUGAACAUUUUGGAGAAAAAUAGGCUAAUUUGUUAGUAUAUGCAUAAACGUUUUUCUCUUUUGAUUGCAUGAUUGUGACUAGUGAGUGUUAGGAGAAAAAUAUUGUUAGCUUAGCAUCUUAAUUUUUCUUGUUCUCUUUGUGAGUUGUUCCAAGAUUUAAAAAUUCUGGUUGUGGUAAAACUUAUAGCAAUAUUUGUCCUAAAAUA
Molecule: messenger RNA, 1242 nt
Organism: Olea europaea var. sylvestris
Lineage: Eukaryota; Viridiplantae; Streptophyta; Magnoliopsida; Lamiales; Oleaceae
Product: ubiquitin-conjugating enzyme E2 10-like
Exons: 6
Coding region: 240-965 (241 amino acids)
Biological process (GO): protein polyubiquitination
Cellular component (GO): nucleus
Molecular function (GO): ubiquitin conjugating enzyme activity
Source: RefSeq, a predicted model, not a curated record